Molecule: messenger RNA, 5749 nt
Organism: Ochotona princeps (American pika)
Lineage: Eukaryota; Metazoa; Chordata; Mammalia; Lagomorpha; Ochotonidae
Gene: ZNF609
Product: zinc finger protein 609
Exons: 10
Coding region: 278-4528 (1416 amino acids)
Biological process (GO): regulation of transcription by RNA polymerase II
Cellular component (GO): nucleus
Source: RefSeq, a predicted model, not a curated record
GGCGCGGGGAGGGGGCGGAGAGCCGGAGCCGGGGCGGGGUGGGGGGAGGGGCCGCGGGAACGGAUGGCGGCCUGGGCCCCGUAGCAGCGGCGGCUCUACGGCCCGGGGCCCGGGCGGGCGGAGGUGGCGGCUCCCGGGACCGGCCGCGCGCAAUGAUGUUGUCCACUGGGCAUGUACUGACCAAUGUGGCAGGUCUGAGAACAUAGCUGAAGCUGAAAAUAGGAAAGCUGGGGGCAAGGAAGAGCCUUGAAUCUUGAGGUGGGACGUUGACUCUAAGAUGUCCUUGAGCAGUGGAGCCUCCGGAGGGAAAGGAGUGGAUGCAAACCCGGUUGAGACAUACGACAGUGGGGAUGAAUGGGACAUUGGAGUAGGGAAUCUCAUCAUUGACCUGGACGCCGAUCUGGAAAAGGACCAGCAGAAACUGGAAAUGUCAGGCUCAAAGGAGGUGGGGAUACCAGCUCCCAAUGCUGUGGCCACACUACCAGACAACAUCAAGUUUGUGACCCCAGUGCCAGGCCCUCAAGGGAAGGAAGGCAAAUCAAAAUCCAAAAGGAAUAAGAGUGGCAAAGACACUAGCAAACCCACUCCAGGGACUUCCUUGUUCACUCCAAGUGAGGGGGCAGCUAGCAAGAAAGAGGUGCAGGGGCGCUCAGCAGACGGUGCCAAUGCAGGAGGCCUGGUUGCUGCCAUUGCUCCCAAGGGCUCAGAGAAGGCGACUAAGGCAUCCCGCAGUGUAGCUGGCUCCAAAAAGGAGAAGGAGAACAGUUCGUCUAAGAGCAAGAAGGAGAGAAGCGAAGGAGUGGGGACUUGUUCAGAAAAGGAUCCUGGGGUCCUGCAGCCCGUUCCAUUAGGAGGACGGGUUGGUCAGUAUGAUGGAAGUGCAGGGGUGGACACAGGCGCUGUGGAGCCACUUGGGAGUAUAGCUAUUGAGCCUGGGGCAGCGCUCAAUCCUUUGGGAGCUAAACCGGAGCCAGAGGAAGGGGAGAAUGAGUGUCGCCCGCUAAAGAAAGUGAAGUCUGAAAAGAUGGAGUCCCCUGUCUCCACACCAGCGGUGCUACCACUCCACCUUUUGGUGCCAGUUGUCAAUAAUGACAUAUCAUCUCCCUGUGAGCAGAUCAUGGUUCGUACCCGAUCAGUUGGAGUCAAUACAUGUGAUGUGGCUCUAGCCACAGAGCCCGAGUGCUUGGGCCCCUGCGAACCUGGAACCAGUGUCAACCUUGAAGGCAUAGUGUGGCAAGAAACGGAAGAUGGGAUGUUGGUCGUGAAUGUGACGUGGAGGAACAAGACCUACGUGGGUACACUUCUGGACUGCACACGGCAUGACUGGGCACCCCCAAGGUUUUGUGACUCCCCCACCAGUGACUUGGAAAUGCGCAACGGGCGGGGUAGAGGCAAACGCAUGCGUCCCAACAGCAACACACCUGUCAAUGAGACGACUGCCACUUCAGACAGCAAAGGGACCAGCAGCAGCAGCAAAACCCGGGCUGGAGCCAACAGCAAAGGCCGUCGGGGCAGCCAGAAUUCUUCAGAGCACCGCCCCACUGCUAGCAGCGCCUCUGAGGAUGUCAAGGCCAGCCCUUCCUCAGCAAAUAAGCGCAAAAACAAGCCCCUUUCAGACAUGGAACUGAAUUCAAGCUCAGAGGACUCCAAAGGGAGCAAGCGUGUCCGUACUAAUUCCAUGGGCUCAGCCACUGGGCUCCUUCCUGGGACCAAAGUAGAACCCACUGUUCUGGACAGAAACUGUCCCUCCCCUGUUCUGAUUGACUGUCCCCACCCCAACUGCAACAAGAAGUAUAAGCACAUCAAUGGGCUUAAGUACCACCAGGCUCAUGCCCACACGGAUGAUGACAGCAAGCCAGAAGCGGAUGGAGACAGCGAGUACGGGGAAGAGCCGGGCCUUCAUGCAGACCUCGCUGGCUGCAAUGGUGCUGCCAGCUCUCAGAAAGGCUCCUUGUCCCCUGCCCGCUCAGCCACCCCCAAAGUCCGGCUCGUGGAGCCCCAUAGUCCUUCUCCUUCAAGCAAAUUCAGCACAAAAGGCCUCUGUAAGAAAAAGUUGAGCGGGGAAGGGGAUACGGACCUUGGGGCUUUAUCCAAUGAUGGCUCUGAUGACGGGCCUUCUGUGAUGGAUGAAACAAGCAAUGAUGCCUUUGACUCUUUGGAGAGAAAGUGUGUAGACAAAGAAAAAUGCAAAAAACCCUCUGGUUUGAAGCCGGAGAAGAUUCCUUCCAAGAGCUUGAAAUCAGCCCGCCCCAUCGCCCCCGCCCUCCCACCACAGCCCAUCUACACCCUGCAGACAGCCACCUUCACAGCCGCCAGCCCAGGCUCCUCAACAGGCCUUGCCACAACCGUGGUGCAUGCCAUGCCCAACAGCCCACAACUCAAGCCCAUCCAGCCCAAGCCCACUGUCAUGGGAGAACCAUUCACAGUGAACCCUGCCUUGACCCCGGCAAAGGACAAGAAAAAGAAAGACAAAAAAAAGAAGGACUCCUCCAAGGACCUUGAAAGUCCUCUGACCCCUGGGAAGGUGUGCCGAGCAGAGGAUGGCAAAAGCCCCUUCCGGGAAUCCUCUGGAGAUGGGAUGAAAAUGGAGGGCCUCCUAAAUGGCUCCUCUGACCCCCACCAGAGCCGCCUGGCCAGCAUCAAGGCAGAAGCUGACAAGAUCUACAGCUUCACGGACAAUGCCCCCAGCCCCUCUAUCGGGAGUGGCAGCCGCCUGGAGAGCACGACCCCCACCCAGCCCCUCACACCUUUACACGUGGUGACACAGAAUGGAGCCGAAGCCAGCUCUGUCAAAACCAACAGCCCCGCAUACUCAGACAUCUCUGACGCAGGGGAGGACGGGGAGGGCAAGGUGGACAGUGUCAAGUCAAAGGACUCUGAGCAGUUAGUUAAGGAAGGGGCCAAGAAAACUCUUUUCCCCCCUCAGCCGCAGAGCAAAGAGUCUCCCUAUUACCAAGGCUUUGAGAGUUACUACUCUCCAAGCUACGCCCAGUCCAGCCCUGGGGCUUUGAACACCAGCAGCCAGGCGGGAGUGGAGAGCCAGGCUUUGAAGGUCAAAAAGGAUGAAGAACCUGAGAGCCUAGAGGGCAAGGUGAAGAAUGAUGUGUGCGAGGAGAAAAAGGCAGAGCUGAGCGCCUCCGGCCAGCAACCCUCAGUCAUCCAGCAGCGGCCCAACAUGUACAUGCAGUCGCUCUACUACAACCAGUAUGCCUACGUGCCCCCAUAUGGCUACAGUGACCAGAGCUACCACGCACACCUGCUGAGCACCAACAGCGCCUACCGACAGCAGUAUGAAGAGCAGCAGAAGCGACAGAGCCUGGAGCAGCCACCGCCACCACCGCCGCAGCGGGGGCUGGACAAGAAGGCCGAGCUGGGUCUCAAGGAGCGGGAGGCGUCCCUCAAGGAGGAGUGGAAGCCAAAGCCAUCAGUCCCACCGACUCUCACCAAGGCCCCCAGCCUGACAGACCUGGUCAAGUCAGGGCCCACCAAGGCCAAGGAGCCGGGCGCCGACCCUGCCAAGUCAGUUAUCAUCCCCAAGAUGGACGACUCUACAAAACUCCCCAGCCAGGCCCCCGACAGCCUCAAAGGGAAGCUGAGUGAGGCCAGCCACCUCGGCAAGGAGGCCUCCGAGGCUAAGCCAGGUGUUGACUGUGGCCGACAGGCCGAGGUGGAUCCGAUACUCUGGUACCGACAGGAGGCAGAGCCCCGGAUGUGGACGUAUGUCUAUCCUGCCAAGUACUCCGACAUCAAGUCAGAGGAUGAACGGUGGAAGGAGGAGCGGGACCGCAAAUUGAAGGAGGAAAGGAGUCGGAGUAAGGACUCUGUCCCCAAGGAGGAUGGGAAGGAAAGCACAAGUAGUGACUGCAAGCUGCCCACGUCUGAGGAGUCCCGCCUUGGGAGCAAGGAGCCCCGGCCAAGUGUCCAUGUGCCUGUGUCCUCCCCCCUCACCCAGCACCAGUCCUACAUUCCCUACAUGCACGGCUACUCCUACAGCCAGUCCUAUGACCCCAACCACCCCAGCUACCGGGGCAUGCCUGCUGUGAUGAUGCAGAACUACCCAGGUUCUUAUUUGCCUUCCAGCUACUCUUUCUCCCCAUACGGCAGCAAGGUCUCAGGUGGUGAAGAUGCUGAGAAGGCACGGGCCAGCCCCAGUGUCAGCUGUAAAGCCAGCUCUGAGUCCAAAGCCCUGGACAUCCUGCAGCAGCAUGCAAGUCACUACAAGAGCAAGUCUCCCACGAUAAGUGAUAAAACUUCUCAGGAGAGAGAUCGGGGAGGCUGUGGGGUGGUUGGGGGCGGUAGCAGCUGUAGCAGCGUCGGGGGAGCAGGCGGGGGUGAACGCAGCGUCGACCGGCCCCGCACUUCUCCUUCCCAGCGCCUGAUGUCCACACACCACCACCACCACCACUUGGGGUACUCGCUGCUCCCAGCACAGUACAACCUCCCCUAUGCAGCAGGGCUCUCGUCCACAGCCAUUGUUGCUAGCCAGCAAGGCUCCACUCCCUCCCUCUACCCGCCCCCCAGGAGGUGAGAAUGGACACCCAGUGCCCGGAAAAAGUCGGCUUCACGGCCCGGACUGGCUCACCCCAGGAGAUGCUGGAGGUGCCACUUAGACAUCAGUUAGAUGGCGUGGAUCAUCCUGUUUGCCGUUUCCACUAAGCCUGAAGGGAGACCCCUGGACUCCAUGACCCUCUUCUUCGGGAGCUGGCGAGCUGGUACUUAGCGAAAAUAUUUAUUCUCUGGGCCACAACUAAGACUGUCGUGGCCUCUGUGGAGAUGAAGGCACAGGGAGCAGCCAGGGGAGCACGGCCUCAGCCCAGAGAAAGUCACUGCUCUGUUCCCCCAGCCCCUGGUCUGCUGCCAGGGCAGUUCUCCCUGCCCCCGGCCCAAGGAGGGUCCUGCAAGCACUGGGUAAGGGCUGAAGACAGCACAGCAGCCAUACCCCCUCCCCGUCAUCACCACCAUCCCCAGUUCCUGCAGCUCCCCAGGGGUGUGGGCCCUGGGCAUUGGCAGCACGUGGAGGAAUUAGAAUCUCAGGAAAGAAAUGGGGGGAUUGUUUUCCCUAUCGGGGAAAACAAGGUCUUUGAACCUGGAGAAAUCUCCCUCUCACAUGAGCACACAGAAGCGCUCAGAGCCUGGCCUGGGAAGGCCAACCGGGGCCCUCGCCCACCCUGGCCUCGGGCUGCCUCUCCCUGUCAGGCAGAGGGUAGGGGCUCCGGCCACAGCAUGGCACUGGAGCGUGGAGGCUGUGACACGGAACCUGCACCCCCUCAGUCCUGCUGCUUCUCACCCCAACUCGUGGCCCUUUUCUCCUCCCUCUUCACCCCUGGAUGCCUCUUCCAGGGGGAUACCCACACUGCUCUCACCUCUUCUUUUCUGUUGCUCACCCCUCAAGACUCAGGCAGGUAAACUAGUCUUUCCUCCCCGCCAGCACGGGGAACCUCAGUCUGCUUGGUCACUGGAGGGCAAGGCCCAGAAGACAGGCCCUGCCUGCCCACAGCGGUCCUUGGUGAUGUCCUGUUCAUUCCACCCUCUGAGUGUCUUCCUCAUUUAGGGCCGCAGAUACAUACAUAUAUAUACACAUAUAUAAUCCAAUUCCUGUCCAUAAAUACAUUUUAUAUAGCCCAGUCUAUAACCUCCAUAUGUGCCAAUAUAAGCUGUGUUUUAACACAUGUGUUUGGUAUAAGGGCCUCUGGCCCUAGGAGGUUAUCCUUUCCUUAGACCUGGGAACGCAGCCUCCAAUCACUGCUCA